This is a messenger RNA of Pocillopora verrucosa, 1897 nucleotides long. RefSeq lists its product as uncharacterized. Gene Ontology annotation, biological process: sensory perception of taste. The record is from RefSeq and is a predicted model, not a curated record. NCBI's taxonomy places the organism in Eukaryota, Metazoa, Cnidaria, Anthozoa, Scleractinia, Pocilloporidae. Gene Ontology annotation, cellular component: membrane.
AUGAUUAUGCCUGCUAGAGUAUCUCCAAACGAAUGUACAGUGCCUUUAGAUAACGGAAUGUCCUCUUCCAAUUCUGAGCAACAAGCUACCGUGAACGAAGUUUCAAACUUGACUGGUUCGCCUCCCGAGGCAAAAAAAGUGAACGAACAUCUGUUUAAGGCAAUCAGUGACAUCUUCAGGCCUAUACUCAAGCUGAUGAAAUUGUUUGGAAUGUACUACGGGGAUAACACUCUGAAAUCUUUGACAGAUGAUUCUUGUCGUUUGUCGAGGAGAGCGUAUGUUUCACUCAUGUAUUGUGGUCUGGUAGCUACUGGCCUUUGGUUCAAUUUCUUUUUGGCUUUUCUCAGUUGCUUUUUUGUCCCUGAGAGGAUCUAUGUUUCUUUAAUGUUCUGCUUAUGGUGUCUUAUGGGAGCACUGAAUGCAACAAUUACCCUGAUUGUGUCACCAGUAACAAGAACAAGAAAAUCACGUUUUCAGCACUUCGUUCGUGGUUUAAUCGACAAUAAGAGUCAUGCUACGUUGGAAAAGGUAACAGUCAAAUCAAGAAAUGGCAUAAUUGCGUUUUUCCUUGUAUUUGCUAGUGCUACUGUGGGAUCGUUGAUGACAUAUCUAAAGCUUGAUAUGAAACUUGCCGACUUUAAGCCUUUAAGCGAAUCACCUGUCUUUGCCAUAGUUUCCGUCAUCUUUCUGAUAAUAGCUGUUGGUUCGUGGUUGCUUCCAGUACUCCUUUUCUGUAUUACGUGUCUCAUACUGGCGGAACUGUUUGAUGAUUUGAGUAAGCGGAUGAAACAGCAGUCAUUGCACUCAACAACAGUGCAACUAGCUUCUUUUAAGGUGGAGCAUCACCAACUGUGCGAGGUUGUGGAACUGGCCGCUGCGAUGUUUUCUCCUCUACUUCUCGGAAUGGUGUCUCUAUACAUUCCUUUGAUUUGCUUCAAUUUGUACCUCGCUGUUCAUUCACCUGGGAAAACUGAGGAAAAGAAAUAUUUGUUCAUGGGAAAUAACUUUUUCUGGCUCAUUGCGUCAGUUUGUGUUUUAACAAUUAUCAUGCUGUUUGGAUCCAAAGUGAGCGAAGGGAUUCACAGUUUUCAAAAGAUUUUGCGAACAGUUCCUGUUUCAAAAGAAGACGAAGGAAAGUUGGUGAUGUUUAUGCUUGAUCUUCAGGGAGACCCACAGGGUUUGUCAAUUGGUGGUCUUGUGGUCAUCACCAAGUCCUUGUCUUUGACGAUCGCCGGAGUGAUCAUUUCUUACUUCGCUGUUAUGUUGUCUCUGCCGAAUUAACAGCAAUCAUGGAGCUACGUCAAUAAUACCACUGGUUUAUCAGUCUGUAAACGGUUAUGCGACUUAAGUUAAUGUUUUUUAGAGAUAGAUUGGUAUCCUCAGCUGUAGCUUAUUAUGUUAGGUAGUGUGUAGAUGACUUAUAGAACGAGACAGUACUCGGAAAAUCAACGACACAUUAUUCGUCCUUGUCGAAGCUCUAAGGCUGAAACUGAGGGACAGUGCCCUAGAUUGGACCAGCUGGAUAAACAAAAAAUCAGCAGCACUGUCAAAAAUUUUGAGCCAUAAUUUCCUUAGCUGGGCAGAAAAAAAAAGUAAAGAAAGAAAGAAAGAUGAAAAAUGGAAUUACCUGGUUUUAUAUUAGUGGUUUAAAGAUGUACGCCGUAGACUAUAUAGGCGCAUAUUUUAAUGGUUAAUUGCCUGAAGGUAUAGAUAGGAUAGAGCAACCAGCAAGUGCUCAAUAUAGAUGGAACGGAAAGGAGAGAGUCCAGAUUGUAAAUUUGUGUAAUUCGAAUUGAAAGGAAGAAAGUCGUAACCGAAACUUUUAUUCUAGUGGUCAUAUUACUCGUUUAAAAAUAUUUCCAAGUAUGAUUAGCUUUCCCGUUGUAAACGUAGUCUU